Larimichthys crocea (large yellow croaker) is the source of this 8120-nucleotide messenger RNA. RefSeq names its product lysine methyltransferase 5C (gene kmt5c). The record is from RefSeq and is a predicted model, not a curated record. Lineage: Eukaryota; Metazoa; Chordata; Actinopteri; Sciaenidae. The coding region runs from base 389 to 6613 and encodes 2074 amino acids. The transcript has 9 exons. Gene Ontology annotation, molecular function: protein binding; histone H4K20 methyltransferase activity. Gene Ontology annotation, cellular component: nucleus.
UGGGCGUGGCCAAACGAUAGUUCGGUUGCGCUGGACGUUGCCCAUCAACUUUUGCUACUCCUGGCUGAGCGGCUUGUUGCUGUUGAAGCUAGUUAGCUGCCGUGAGCGCGUUCAACACACUCGUGUCGUCCCGUGGUGCGUGUCCGCUUUCUGUGUCUCGCUCCUGGCUCCUGCAGUCGUCGACAGUCCGGCGGAUUCCCAGAAGUGACGAGCGGACUCCAUUUUCUCAGCCCCGCGGAGACGGAGCUAGCUGAGUUAGCUGUGUUGCUAGGCUAACUUUCCUCUUUUUUUUUUUUAGCCAGAGCGAGCGAGCAGCUCGCGGGAAACUGUCACACCUGACGACGCUUUCGACUACCAAACACUCCCAGCAUGCUGAUGGUGGGAGGCAAUGGACGGAUGCACUAGAAUGAGUGUGAAGGAGCUGUGUGAGACCGAUGACCUGGCCACCGGUUUGGUGCUGGACCCCCUGCUGGGCUUCAGCACCCACAAAAUGAACAUCAGCCCCCCUCCUGAGAUCCGGCGUUGGGGUAAUCUCAAAGAGACCCUGUUGCGCUUUCAGCGUACGCAUGACUUCAAUGCUACGUUUGAGGCGCUGACGGUGGGCGAGCUGGCUGGUGAUUACUUCAGUGCUUUGGGAAGUCACCGUCAGGAGCUGCUGAGGCAACAUGUGUAUCGCUACCUCAGUGCCUUCCUGUUGGAUAGCGGUAUCAAGAUCGAGUCCUGUGACCGAUACUCCUCAGAGACCAAUGGAGCAAAGAUAACCUCAACAAGGCACUGGUUUGCAGGAGAGCGGGUGGAGGUCCUGCUGGGCUGCAUAGCAGAGCUGAGCCCCGCUGACAGUGCCGUGCUGAGGACGGGAGUCAAUGACUUCAGUGUGAUGUAUUCCACGCGCAAACGCUGCGCUCAGCUCUGGCUCGGGCCUGCAGCUUUCAUUAACCAUGACUGCAAACCAAACUGCAAGUUCGUCCCUGGUGAGAAGAAUAUCGCUUGUGUUGAAGCCAUUCGACCUAUCUCACCUGGGGAGGAGAUCACAUGUUACUAUGGUGCCAGCUUUUUUGGGGAAGGAAAUGAAAUGUGUGAAUGCUGCACCUGUGAGAGGAACGGAGAGGGCCACUUCAAACACAGAGGGAAGCAGCCUGAAUGUGAAGAAACAAAGGACCCCGUGGGCCAAAAGUACCGUCUGAGAGAGCGAUAUCUUCGUCAUCACAGAGAGAAGGGUCACUUUCCUACACGGCAGAUAAUACCAGGAUUACACUCAGGUAUCUUUAAAGCCAUCCCCUCAAGGAAUUCCUUUACCCAGCAGAUGAGGAGAAAUGCCUUGAAGAACAGAAAAUUUAGCAAAUCAAAGAAGUGGAGACGGGAGCACAGACGAUCAGGAAAGCACCCGCUGACAUCCUCCACGGCCAACCAGUGUCGGACAGUUCCACUUUUAUCCCAAGUUACUCUGAGGGACCUCAGAAUCAGAGUACGGCGCCACUCAGUGGAUUUCUUACUCCAUUGUAAGGAUCCUAAAAGCAAAGAAAGGGCUCUGCUUCAACAACUGGAGGAAGUGAAGCCCCUGAGUGAACUGAAUACGACUGGUGAAGGGAAUAACAACAGUGAGGUAAACUUGAAGCCCUUCACUCUAAAUUCCCCCAUGUCUGUUCAUCAGAAAAGUAGACCUGCAGGAGGCAGCGCAGGCCUUAAUGGAAAGUCUGUUAAAGUGGUGGAUAGGCAGGUGGCUCUGAGGACAUCUUCGAGAACAAGAAGCAUGGUUCACAACACGGUGACACAUCAAACAGUGUCCAGCAACACAGCCAACACUAAGACUGUUUGUCACCCUGUUCAAAUUGACAGAACCUGCAAUGCAAUAACAAGCGAGAAGACUGAACAAGCAAUGACCGAGAAUCAAAGCAACAAGUGCAGCAGCGGCGUUGAAUCCUGCAUCAUCGACGUGGAUCAAAAUCCUGCUGAGCAAACCGAGCACAAGACCAGCGUAGCGUCAUCCGUGUUAGAAGUUUGUCAGAGUGUCACAGAUAGAUCGAAGAAAGCCGGAGACAAUCCAUUAAUAUCACUGAAGCAAUACCUUACAGUCAACCUAAUAAGGUUAUCAGUGCCACAGAGUCUAGAAGCAGAAAAGACUCCUGAAAACAAGAGAGGAAGCGUGGUGCUAAGAGGAAGGAGCAGGCAGAGUCUUAGACCAGCGGCCAUGACAGCACAGUCAGAAAGAAGAGUGUCCAGAUCUCAGCAGAGGCAGGGAGGAAGUUCAGAGAUCUGCACAUCUGAAAGCAACAGAGGGGUGAGAGAAAUGUUUUUCAAGGCCAUUAAUAAAGUAAAUUUAAGGAAGCGACAUGCAAGUGAAUCUGUUGGUGAUUUAUCCCACAGUGAGAAAGGGGAGAAUGACAAGGUUAUCGAAAUCCAAACCGUGCCAGAAGAAAAAGCUGAUAUACAAAAGGAGCAGCAGGACAUCGUAAAAGGCAGACUUGAAGGGCAGAAAGAAAAGAGAAAUGCUGCAUCUACAGUUAAGGAAUCUAAAAGUAACAGAGUCCUGGAAGAAGUGCAAGAGCAUGAAUGUAAAGUAGUGCCCAGUGAAAAACAAAAUAACAUGCAAUGUAUUAGAAAUAUAGUCAAUGAUUUAUGUAAGGAGGAGGGAGUUGUUAAACUAUCAGAACAAAUGGCUAAGAGUGUGAAUAAACAACCAGCAUGUAGGCUUGAAGAAGAUGUUGUUAUAAAACAGGCAAAGGUUCUGCUAUCUGAUAUUUUAAGAAAGGAUAAACAAUUAAUAGAUAAGCAAUUUCUAGGAGGAACUGUAGGAAGAGGAUUUUCUACCUUAGCCUCUAAAAUAGAGAGCGCUGAGGAGGAAGAAGAACAGACUGAAAUAAGUGGAGGCAGAUCCAAUUGUUCAGUGCAGAGGAGGAUUAUAAGACGGCGAAUGAUGAGGCCUAGAGCAGCGAAAACAAAAGCAGAAGGUAAGCAAAGCACCAAGGGACUCUUGAACAAAGAAGUUCCAGAUAGAGUAAAGACAGAGUUGAGCGAGGAAACUUUGCAGCUUCAGUCUCCACAGAUGCAUAACGACCCACCGGCCACCUGCCUCAACCCACUACCUCAUAAGUCACUAAUUUCAGCAAAAGCCACGACCAAUCUGCAUCCAGACACCAAUCUGCAUCCAGACACCAAUCCACAGGCACACAUUCAGUCCAACAUACCACUGAAGAAGCGUACAUUUCGUAGUAAUGUGGAAGUAGGUUUGAAUCCUGCUUCGGAUCGGGCUUCUAAAGAAGCUGCAGAGCUAAAUUCAUCCACAGAGUUGACGCAGGGCCUAACCACAUGUUCAGAUGAGAGUAGCAAAGUAAAAAGAGACUGUAAAGGUAGAUGUAGGAGAACAGAGGUCCAGAGGUUAACCACCAAAAGGAUCACAACAUUUAACCGAGUGCUUCGCUCCAGAGCUAAUGAAGUCCAACGGAGCCAUUUAUUCAGGAAAGUCCGAAAGUGUAAAUUAGAGAGGCUAGAUGAGGAUGACAUUAACAAGUCUCAGACACUACAAAGUGAUCAUCUUGCAAAUGACAAACAUGCUGAUUAUCCUGCUGAACUCCAACAGCACUGUGGUAAAAAUCCAAAUGAAUGUCUCAAGGAAGAUAGGGUGGAGACGUUAAUCCAGCAAAGUGCUUCGGAGGAUACGAAGCCAGACCUCAAUUUUAAGAUUCGUUUUAAAAGGAGGAGAGGGAGAGUAUGGGAGAUGCAAAGAGCAGGAUUUGAAAAUCUGGCGUUAAAAUCAGAAAAAGGAGACGAGAUGACAUGCGAUCCUUUUAAAGCCAUCAUGGAUUCGGUGUCGGUUUUAAACAUGGAGAUGGAGGCAGCUCAGGCUCAUGUGCAGGCUAGUAAGAAGUCAAAGCUUAGACUGCAUCGAUUGAAAAAAAGAGGUCAGAGGCUCCGUGAAAGGCAAACCGUAAACGUCCCCUCACACGUAAAAUCAGACCAAGAUCUUGAUAAUAGCGAAAAAGUAUGUGACGCGCCCAGAGACAAAGCAGAAAUUAAAGAGAAGCUCGACGUAGUCAAGGUGCUGCCAGGAAAAAUUGAGAGUUGUACAGAUGACGGUCAUGUGUUGUCAGCUCAAGGGCUAGAAACAAAAAUUGAAGAUCGUUUUGUAAAGAACUGCUGCUUGUUUGAAAGUGGGUCACAGCAGAAACUUCAGCCAGAAUUGGACUCAAAUGGUCUUCCAUUACCCGUAAUUAAACUACGAAGAAAGACAGAGGAUAUUUGGGAAGUGGACAGCAAAGAGGCUCUUCGACACACUGAUGUUAAAGUAGAGCCCAAUGUUAAGAAAGAGAUGAAGGGUCACAUUAUCGGGAAACAAAAGAAAGAAUGUCUUGAUUUUAGCAAAUUUAAGGAAGAGUGUCCGUCUGCACAGAGACUGAACAGCAACUCAGACCUUCUGAAAACAGAACCACCACCGUUUUCCUUAUCUCUGUCACCACUGUCUCUGUCUUCCCCUCUUAGCGACAAUAGAACUGAAGUUAUAACCACGGCUGCAGAUACAGUCAUUGAAAGGCCAGAGAUGAACAGCGGAGGAAGGAAACAGAGGCAUAAAAUGGAGAGAACACGCAAGUGUGGGCCUGAAGAAACACCCACCACUUGUCUUAGUCACACUCUCCAACAAAUUGACAACAGUCUCUCUCGGCUUUCCGAGGGCUUGUGUUCAUCUCAGACUUUGGAAAAGCCGACCGCCUGUUCCAGUGCUUCUAAUUCUGUCAUCCAGCCCCCGUCCCAGUCUCCUCCAUUCACAACUGGAGAUAACAUGCUUUCUGGUGAGCCCAGCUUCACAAACUGCUGUGAUGACAUCCUGGACUUUCAGUGUCUCAACUUUGAGGGGUAUUAUCAGCCACAGAAUAUACUUCCAUCUUCCCCAUCAGAUCUUUGUUCAUUGGAUCCACCCACAGAUCCUUUCAGCAGUCCUCUCUCUCACAGCCCUUCUGAUACAUGGACCACUGAAACGCCAUACCUUGGCCCUCCCAGUCCAGGAAAUAACUUUACCAGUGAGGAUCUGCAGUUUUUUCCAGGUCUAAUUUCUUCCAAAGGUGACUCUGUUCCUCUGGAAUGUGACGCGAGGGAUACCUCCAAAGACAGAAACCUACCAAACCCCAGUUUCAGUUUUUCAACACUUGGCAACUCUGACCUAACUGCUAAGGAUCGGAUUAUAAGUAAAAAUCCAGGAAUGAGGCUCUGCAGAGAAACUCAGCCCAUGUCUGUAGUCAACAAGCCUCGGCUGUUUGGUACAACAUCAUCUGUUACAUCUCAAAAUCCUCUUACUUUGACCCAACAGCCCAUCAACAUCAAGGCGAGCACUAGUCAAUCAAAAAUCCAGUCUAAUCUCAGAACCCAGGGCCCCUUCCAUCGUAUGACCAUUCCUAGUAAAUCUCAGCCUUUUGCAAGUAGUCAGCCAAAUGCAGUCAGAGGAGUGUCCCAGAGUUGCUUGCCUAAAUCCGUCCCAUCAUCUCAAAUCCCUAACAAAUUUGUUUCUCCUCAGCUUUUCACUGUGAGAAAUCCCAAUCCUCCUGACAAUCCAUUCAAAGCCCAUGAGAAACCAUCUUCAGUCAUUCACAGGGUGCUUAAGUUUCAGGGGGGGAACCAGAGUCAGAACUUGUAUAGUGCACCCUGCAAAGACACCCUGGCUGCUGGCAGUCCAACUAUCACAUCCCGAACACCCAUCUCCAGAUCUGGUGCUAUUGAGAAGCAGAGUCAAAGUCAGAAACUAGGUGUUUGCACAGAUGGUCAUCACAAAGGCAACAUAACUGUUCAAGGAUUUGCAAAGGAUGUCGACCAUCUUGGUCCCUCCAGCCACCCCAGCAGGUCACACCCUCAUUUCAACAAACUCAACUCUUUUGCUCAGUCCUUUAGUAAAAGUAAGAUGUCUUCUGAAAAACAUGAAAAUGUUGAAACCAACAUGACAUACAAAAACCUUUCAGCGCUACCAAGACCCUUCUUCUUUCCAAGCAAAAUGUCUGACGGUUAUUCAUCGCUACAAGACAAGAGUUUAAGACAGGAUAAAUCCUCAACAUCUAGCUCAGACAAGCCCCAUCCAUGUUACACUCAGCAAGACCCUUUUGAUUUUAGCUUCGGCUCGUCUCUUUCACCCAUGUCUCAGCACAACAGCCCCCAAGUGAUCCACAGUACACCUCCUGGUACGCCAGCACCAGCAAACAAGAGUCAGUCCUCAGCCUCUUUCCCUUAUGGCUAUCAAGGCCCUCCUUACGUACUAAACUUCAGUGGAGAUCAUUCAUUGACCCUGGGUCUCAGGGAUGGGGCUGAUGGUUACCCAGGUUUAGGCUCGGCAAACUACACCUACCACUGCCUGAUGGAACCUUCAGGCACCCAAGGCCGGCUGGUUCUCGAGCCCUGUGAACCCCAGUUAUCUAACCCAGCAUCCUUUUCCUUGGGUGGCUUUUCUGGACUCAAAGGUCAGGAUGAACUUUACAGAAAGGAUAUGCAGCAACAGUGCCAGCCUGGGGAGCACCAAGGCCCACCACACUAUGGACCCGUACCAUCGUCUCACUCCAUGGGUGCUACAAAACCCAAGAGAGUGAGGUUAGUGGUGACAGAUGGCACAGUAGACUUAGAUCUACAGUACUCGGAUUGAUUUAUACCCACCGGAAUCACUGGAUCCUAGAUUACAUUUGGAUCUUGUUUUGCUCGUUGGGGGGGGGGUUAUGAUGUUUUUGUAAACACUGUAAUUCAUAGUCUACCAGUUAUUAAAGCCCGCUGACUGAUUGACAUUUUUCUAAAUCAUUAUUUUGAUGGACUGUUAAUGUAUGAAUGACAUGUACAGGGUUUUAUGUAAGCUGGGCGUAUCAGCGUGUUUUAACUACUGUAUGAUUUUUAAAAAAUUAAAUAUCCACUACGAUUUGUUGAGAAUACCAAAUUAAGAAUGCAUUUUAAAAAAAAAAAGCAUUAAUAUAUUUGUGACUAGAAGUUUGAACUUACAUGCCCUGUAAUCUUAGAAAGCCCUCUUACUGUACUGUAACAUAUCUGUAUGAAUUUUUCUAUACCACGUAUGGCGGUAGAAACAGGAGCACCAUCAUCGGUUGCUGGUACUUGUAUCGGUUGGUUUUAAAAAGGCAGCUUUGUGCCUCAGUCUUUGAUAUGUUCUUGUGACUUUUUGAAGCACCCGUUGAAACAGUCCACCCUUGUUUUUAUACUCACAGUAAGCUCUUUUCUCACUUUGUGUGUGUGUGUGUGUGUGUCUGUACCUCUGUGUGCGAGCGUGUGCAUGCAUUUGGCAGGUCUUGAGGGAUCAAAGUAAAGGUGUGUUGGUGUGUUGUUAUACCUGAUCGUGUGACUGUUGCGCUGCCUAUGUUUAGUAAGGUCAUAGUCAUUAGUGCAUCAAUGGAAGGUUUUUGCAUGAGAAGUGUACAGUGAAAUGAUUCAGAUCUUUCUAAUGGAAGUUUUCCCAACUGGAAGUUUAAAAGAAACAUUGAAAUAUUACCACCUUACAUCACAAAAAGUGACAAUCUUCUCACAGAGUAACUCACUUUUGUCAUUUAUUUGGCCUUUUUGUUUUUCAAAGAUGUUCACGAUUAUUAUACAGGAAGAACAGAAGAAGGAUAGAUUAUUCAUCACCUACAAUAGUUAGUCUUAUUUUGUUGUUGCUGAUGGAGCUACAUGUUCAUAGGUGUUUAUAUUGUAAGCAAAGUUAUUUGCUGUCGAGGUCACACGAGCAUUCGCCUCGUGUCACGAUGUACUGUAUGUUAAACCCGAUUGACAUCACCGGGCAGGAGUGUUCAGUGUGACUGCGCAGCUUUACAUUACUACCAUGAAAAUGUACUGUCUUGAUACGGAAAGGCCAAUUAUUUAUUUUAAUAUCCUCAUCCUUGAAAUGGUGCUUUAAUGUAAUUUAUAUUUCACAUUGAUUGUUCGAACUAUUAAAUGUUUUCUAUUAUUAUUUAAUGGUACAAAAUACUGAACUGAAUAUUUACAUUGAGUAUUUAAUUUCAAAGCCUUUUUGACAUCUUAUCCAGUUUUUCAGUUGUUACAGGCAAAAGUUUAUCUGUCUUUUUUCUAAUUGGCAGUUAGUCUUACUCAAAGUCUGCUGUAGAAAUGUACAAAUGUAGCCUAUAUCAUUAAAGACACUUAAUUCUUUUUUUGUA